Molecule: messenger RNA, 752 nt
Organism: Chaetura pelagica (chimney swift)
Lineage: Eukaryota; Metazoa; Chordata; Aves; Apodiformes; Apodidae
Gene: RPS27A
Product: ribosomal protein S27a
Exons: 6
Coding region: 1-723 (240 amino acids)
Biological process (GO): translation; protein ubiquitination; modification-dependent protein catabolic process
Cellular component (GO): ribosome; cytoplasm; nucleus
Molecular function (GO): ubiquitin protein ligase binding; structural constituent of ribosome; protein tag activity
Source: RefSeq, a predicted model, not a curated record
AUGAUCAUAGACACUAUCUUCCCCUACUGGCUUACCUAUUAUAGCUUUUCUAAUUCCAAACCCACUCGCCCAGACAAGUCUCGGUUUGCUCCUGGGAACCUGCAGGAGGCCAGGUGGCCGCAGGGGGUUUCUGAACUGCCUCCCCGGGGCUGGGCCGAGGGCUCCGGUUACUGGGAUGUCGCGCUGCAGGGCAGACGCGUGGAGACCCAGCUACCUGAGGAAAGGACGCAGCUCCCCCACCGGGAGCAGCCAGGGCCCCACAGCUCCAGGCUGAGGCCCAGCUCGGCCGCGGGGCCGCAGGUUGAGCCUUCUGAUACUAUAGAAAAUGUAAAGGCCAAGAUCCAGGAUAAGGAAGGCAUUCCUCCUGAUCAGCAGCGACUGAUUUUUGCGGGGAAGCAGCUAGAAGAUGGACGCACACUGUCUGACUACAAUAUUCAAAAAGAAUCAACUCUUCACCUUGUGCUGAGACUUCGUGGUGGUGCCAAGAAGAGAAAGAAGAAGUCUUACACUACUCCCAAGAAGAACAAGCAUAAGAGAAAGAAGGUUAAGCUUGCAGUGCUGAAGUACUACAAGGUCGAUGAGAAUGGCAAGAUCAGUCGUCUGCGCCGGGAGUGCCCCUCUGAGGAGUGUGGAGCUGGAGUCUUCAUGGCCAGUCACUUUGACAGACACUAUUGUGGCAAGUGCUGUCUGACAUACUGCUUCAAUAAACCCGAAGACAAGUAAAUGUACUAGACAAUAAAAAUCUGAAGUUC